Penicillium daleae is the source of this 723-nucleotide messenger RNA. RefSeq names its product alpha/beta fold hydrolase. NCBI's taxonomy places the organism in Eukaryota, Fungi, Ascomycota, Eurotiomycetes, Eurotiales, Aspergillaceae. The record is from RefSeq and is a predicted model, not a curated record. Bases 1 to 723 code for a protein of 240 amino acids. The transcript is spliced from 2 exons.
AUGCAGAUUAUGACUCAACUUCUCGAAGAAGGCCAUGAGAUUUUUGCCUUGGAUUGGCUUGGAUAUGGACUAAGCGACAAACCUAAGCAUCGCGAAUCUGUUACAUUUGAGCUGCACAUGCGGACAUUAAUUGCCUUUUUCAACCAUGUGCAACUCCGAGACGCCAUCCUUGUAGCACACAGCUGGGGCGGAGUCUUACAUGGUUAUGUGUCUGAAUCCACUAUCACGCGAUUUAUCUCUCCAGAUAUUUUGGAGGGAGACGUUGAAGGAUAUGAAGCACCUUACCGGCACCUAGCCGCUAACGCUAGACCUAGUGUCGAAGAUUUUGCAUAUAUGGGCACUGGAAUGCCGCAAUUUCUUCUGAAAGAUCUUCGUGAGACAUCGCCUUGGAAGAUACUUGAAGCUAUUUGUGGUCCAAAGAACUUCAUCGAGCUGAACGCGUUAGCGCUUCUAUCAGAGAGGGGUGACAAUGCGAGAAGUUACUGGCAACGACAACAGCCAAGCAAUUCACAUGAGGCCUCACAGAGCAGACUCAAAAUUGUUGUUCUAUUUGGAGAACGUGAUCCGUUGGUCGAAAAUUACAAGGAGACCCUUGUGCAUGUCAUUGGCAAGAAUAACAUGGCGGACUGGGCGCCAGAUGGUAUCUGGCUCCAAGAUGCAGGCCACUACCCCAUGGAAGAUAAGCCCGAGGAUGUUACGCGAUUGAUAGCUAGAUUGGCCUAA